AUUUUUCUGCGGAGACGACAAUCUUUUGGAUCGCAAACAUUUGAUGGAUGUUCUUGGAUAACCUCGUAUUGUUUUACAGUCUCGCAUGGUGCACGUCGGUCCAGGAAUGGCGCGAUAAAGUGAUCAGAGGAAUCGGUCCCAAGUACAUUCACGUGUUGUGUUGCCGUCUCGUCAUGUAUUCUCCAAUUUGUCUCACUCAGGAUGAAUUUCAUCCCUUCAUCGAGGCACUUCUCCCUCACGUCCGUGCCAUCGCCUACACGUGGUUCAACCUCCAGGCCCGAAAACGCAAGUACUUCAAGAAGCACGAGAAGCGGAUGUCCAAGGACGAGGAGCGUGCGGUGAAGGACGAGCUCCUGAGCGAGAAGCCCGAAGUGAAGCAGAAAUGGGCGUCCAGGCUGCUGGCCAAGCUGCGUAAGGACAUUCGGCAGGAGUACCGGGAGGACUUUGUCCUCAGCGUGACGGGCAAGAAGCACCCGUGCUGUGUGCUCUCCAACCCGGACCAGAAGGGCAAGAUCCGCCGGAUCGACUGCUUGAGGCAGGCCGACAAAGUUUGGCGUCUGGACCUGGUGAUGGUCAUCCUCUUCAAAGGCAUCCCUCUGGAAAGUACAGACGGAGAGCGCCUCGUCAAGUCUCAACAUUGCACCAACCCAGCACUUUGUGUCCAGCCACACCACAUAACAGUAUCGGUCAAGGAGCUGGACUUGUUUCUAGCAUACUAUGUCCAGGACCAAGACUCGCAGCAGUCAGGAAGUCCCAGUAACAAUGAGCCAGGCAAGAACCCUAUUCCAGUCUACUUGGAGGACAGCUUCAUCAAGUCAGGAGUCUUCAGUGUUACAGAACUGGUGCGAGUGUCCAGAAUGCCCAUCACCCACGGUGCUGCGGUAAACUUCUCCAUGGCCGACAUGCCCAGCCAGCCCUACUAUCAUGACCUGAACUCCAGUGUGGGGCUGCACCGCUCCCUGUCCUCCCCUCCCGGCAGCAAAAGGCCCAAAACCGUCAACAUGGACGAGAACAUGGACACCAGCCCGACAGGACCUGACUUCUACUCGUCACCCAGUUCGCCAGCCAGCAGUCGGGCCAACUGGCACGAUAGAGACGGAGAUAUGUCCUCUCCUACCAUGAAGAAGCCAGAGAAGCCGCUGUUCAGCCCCACCUCCCCGCAGGACUCCUCACCACGACUCAGCACUUUCUCUCAGUCUCAUCACCCAGGCCUAACAGGUGUAGGACACAGUGUUAUAUCGACGAGGAGCCCCCCUCCACACUCGCCUCUGCAGUUCUCGGCCUCGGCUAUUUUGCCCCCGGCGCCGUCGCCCUACUUCUCGCACACCACCAUCCGCUACCCGCCCCACCUCAACCCAGCCGAUCCCCUCAAGAGCUACGUGCCGUCAUACGACCCGUCCAGCCCGCAGAGCAGCCAGCCUAACAGCAGCGGUCAGGUGGUGGGAAAAGUCCCAGGCCACUUCACCCCAGUUCUGGCUCCUUCCCCACACCACGGCGCCGUGCGACCCGUCUCGCUUUCCAUGCCAGACACCAAGCCCAUCACCACAUCCACAGAAGGCUACUCAGCCCCUGGCACCCCGACGGCUAACCGUUUUGUAGGCCUGAGCCCAAGAGAUCCAGCCUUCCUCCACCAGCAACAGCUGAGGAAGUGUGACUGGAGCGUGACUCAAAACGGCAGGCAUUAUGGCCCCAGUGCCACUGACGACACUUUGGGGAUUACUUGGCAAAGUCCUGGUACCUGGGCGAGCUUAGUUCCAUUCCAAGUGUCGAACGGGACUCCGAUUCUGCCAACAAAUGUCCACCAGAACUACAGCAUAAACAUCAUUGGUGAGCCCCUGGUCCCUGCUGAGACGGGGAACUGAACACACAGAGGCCGGAUGACCCCCUCCCCCCCCCAGGGCGGAUGCGUGGGUGGGGGUGUUGGCGGUGCACAGUUAGCACUAAAGGUGUCCGCAGCCAUGGAUGAAACCAGCAAGCAGCACGAGCUGCACAAUCGUCCCCCUCCCAAUCCCCCCUACUCCCGUCCCACCCCAUGAAGUACACUGGCCGUGAAGUGAAGAAGAGGGUUCGGAGGAAAGAAAAAAAAAAAGGAAAAGCUUCAGGUCUGCUGUCUCCUCGCCCUGCCCAGCCCACACAUCCACCACCCACCAGUCAGUUGUCGUGUUUGCAGAACUUUUCAAUCCAUUCAAAUACUGUGAUGUAUAGAUGCCUUAAUGUUUUAUUGCAUGACACUCUAGUCUCUUAGCGGCAAUUCCUACUAUUUUUCCAUGUUGAGGGGAAGUUGUACAAUCUUGAUUUACACACACAUACACACACACACACACAUACACACACACACACUCAAGUGAAGAGGUCUGCGCAUAGACACCUUCUGCCUGGUGGGUGGCUCCAAGACUCUAAGCUCUUCGAUCAGACCUCUUGAAAAGAGGCUUUCCCUCGUCAAACGAUUCACUGUGUACACCAUAGGAACAAAAAAAAAUUGUGAAUUCAGUGUUUCUUCUUCCGUUUGAUUUCAGUUUACUGUGAUACGAGUCUUUGUUCGGAAAAUGUGUUGCCUUUUGUUUAUUCUUAACUACUAUUUACUUCAAGAAUUAACGUAAAUACUUACGGAAAGAGUUGUGAACUCUUGAUGCGGUUUUCAAAAAACACUAAACGUUUGGCUUGAGAUUGGACCCCUCAUUAAAGAAUUUGCAACUCCUUUACAAAAGGAUUUUAAAAGACGGAGAAUAAGAAAAUCUCGAUAGAGGCAAGUGCAAUUAAAUUUUUGAAGGGAAGCUAUCAGUCUGUCAGCCCUAAGACUCUAAAGGAUGGGGGAUAAAUAUUAAAUGGUUUUAUGGGUAAAAUGUUUAAGAAAACAUUUGAAUUUGAUUUCAGUCACAUAUCCGUCUUCUCACAUCAGAAAAACAUCAAGCGUGGAAGGCAGUUGAAGGCAAGCACUAAGCUACCUGUGCAGCGCUGAGCAAAACCAGCACUUCUUUUGAGCCCUUCCCAUCAUUAUGGGGAGUUUUUUUAAUUUAUUUUUGGGGAAAAGUAACCGAACAUAAGUAAAGAAAUGAAACACACAUAGUGUGUAAAAACGGCAUUUCAUGUUUUU
Messenger RNA from Anoplopoma fimbria (sablefish), 3094 nucleotides. Its product is annotated as nuclear factor 1 B-type-like. Bases 48 to 1862 code for a protein of 604 amino acids. Gene Ontology annotation, biological process: regulation of transcription by RNA polymerase II. Gene Ontology annotation, cellular component: nucleus. The transcript is spliced from 12 exons. The record is from RefSeq and is a predicted model, not a curated record. Gene Ontology annotation, molecular function: RNA polymerase II cis-regulatory region sequence-specific DNA binding; DNA-binding transcription factor activity, RNA polymerase II-specific. Lineage: Eukaryota; Metazoa; Chordata; Actinopteri; Perciformes; Anoplopomatidae.